AUGUCUUCUAGUUCGAGGCCAGACUCGGCUUCUGCAGCACCAGUGGCCAUCCCGCGGCCGCAGGCAAACACCAUCUUGACUUCGUUUACAACAUUCCUCACACUCACAAUACACACAAUAUUGUACUACAGGCGCCUAUACCCGCAACAGACAUUUCUCAUGACAAAAGCCCACAACCUGCCAGUACCUCAAUCCCGGCAUCCAGCCCUGUGCGAAUGGAUCAACUCGGCCCUCGCUGCGAUACAGGAUCAAAUUGCUCUCGGCACCGUCUCCAAAGUGUGUGUUGUGAUUCAUGCCGCAGAGACUAUGGCUGUUGUGGAGAGAUGGGUCUUUGACGUCACCAACUUCCCAGUCUGGGCUACGGGCAAGGGCAAGGAGAGGCUCGGUCAGGGGCAGAGGUUCCAGCGACGGGAGGAAGACGAUGAUGACGGCUCGGUGAACUGGGUCGAUGUGAACGAGGCGUACAGAGGAGCUCUUAGACGUCUGGUUUAUGCCGCCGAGAUGAAGGGGCCACUACCAGAGGGGUGUACCUUCACAAUGGCUGUCGAGCUACGAGACGAGUCACCGGCGCCAAUAGGGCACCCUCAGCCUUGGAUUCCUUCCGAACCCGCGCUUCAGCCCGCCUCAAGGAUGAACCCGGUGCCAGGCGCAAAUAUUGGAGGCGCCUCUACCACACCACUUCGCUCAGUUGAAGCUGGACCCCUCUUUUUCGAGUGUUGGAUCGAGGAAGGCAAAGCUCCAUCCUCGCCGCCCUCUACUCAGGACUCUUACUUCUCAUGA
This is a messenger RNA of Colletotrichum phormii, 780 nucleotides long. Its product is annotated as HORMA domain-containing protein. The coding region runs from base 1 to 780 and encodes 259 amino acids. The transcript is spliced from 2 exons. Lineage: Eukaryota; Fungi; Ascomycota; Sordariomycetes; Glomerellales; Glomerellaceae. Gene Ontology annotation, cellular component: zeta DNA polymerase complex. The record is from RefSeq and is a predicted model, not a curated record.